Molecule: messenger RNA, 1376 nt
Organism: Babesia bovis T2Bo
Lineage: Eukaryota; Apicomplexa; Aconoidasida; Piroplasmida; Babesiidae
Product: putative integral membrane protein
Exons: 1
Coding region: 21-1346 (441 amino acids)
Source: RefSeq, a predicted model, not a curated record
UAAUUAUUCAUCAUAUAAAAAUGGCAAUUCUAAGCAAAAAAGUUUUAAUCUGCGCCAUAUCAAUUAUUUGGUAUAUAGCAGCGGUCUCUGGGUGUAUGCUCGAUAUAUUUAAACCCGUGGUAUCACCAGACAUAAUUAUGCACAGCGGAACCUAUGGUACUAACGGCAUAUACCGAAUGUUUCACUCAUACGUAUCCAUGAUAACUAAUGUCUAUUAUAAUGGCAACCUGCUUAAAAAUAUUAGACUAAUGGAUUGCGAACCAAGAGAUGUAUUCGUACAAACAUUCCAAAAUAGUAGCAUCUGUCUAAUAGUAAUUACCAUCAUGCUAAUAGGGAACAACGAUCAAGCAGUGCAGAACUAUUUUAUAACGGACGGUAGUGGUCACCGUAAAGCAAGUAAUCGACUAAGGUCUAUGCACAUAGGUAGUAAAGUCUUCCUCAAUGUCGAUGUGGUUUCGGAUCAAUUGCACCCAUUUGUUGUUAGAGAAAAAAUCAAUGAUACUACUAACAUCUUCUCGUGGAGCAUUAAUGCCGGAAAAUUGACAGAAGAUGGAAUCCCAAUCCACUUGUUGAAGGGGAAAUCAGAGGAUUAUUACAUAUCACCGAUCACAAAUGUAUGCUAUGACCCAUUAGAUAGAAGCGGGAAAAUGACAUUUAUAAUUUCCCAUUGCACAAACGUGCUCUAUGAACCAGGUGGAGAGUCGUUGUGGCUAACUAUAUCUUAUGGUAUACAAAGUAAAGCACUGUCUAUGACGAUACCACCCGUGAUAGACGGUAUAUUUAGACCGGAUUAUAUCUUUAGUACGUCAUUGUAUUUCCAAUUGCUCUGGGAACUAUCCGAUAUAAGCAACGAUAUUACAAUCGACAUAGAUAUAUCUAAUAUAGACAACGUAACACCAGAUGUAGUCAUAUUGGCCAACCUAAAGAGAGGGCUAUGGCUAUAUACACAAUACGCUGUUGCACCAAUUAGGCACCAUACUUAUACCACUGUAAAACAGGUGACUGCAGGAGUUCAAACAUUAUAUGUGACACAAGAUAAUGAGUACGUUACCCAUGUCGAGAUAUUUGACCACGUAAAACAUGGAUGGAGAUAUGUACUAGUACAUAUCAGAAAUGUAAAGCCUUUACACGAAAAAGAAAAUAGAAAUUAUACUGAACAUAAAAAAUUAUACUUGCGCUAUCCAAACAGAGAAAUUGUAGCAUACAAGGAUAUCAACGACAUCUGGUUGGAAGAAUACAUGGAUAUGCUCUAUAACAUAGACACUAGAAUAACUACUUGCGAGACCAUCGAUAGUGACGAGAUAAUAGAUAUCGCCACGAACCAACAGCAGCUUAUAGAGCCAUAAGCACUGCGAUAUAGAUAUUCAUAUAGUAAC